GUUGUGAAACGACUAACAGGCAGGAUAAAAAGAAGUCAGUUGUUGGUAUUCGCCGGCAUUGUAGCUACCAAGCCGCUGAGCGUUGAACUGACUCGCGAAAUGGAAGUACUAAAAGAAUUAAUUUUCACCCCUAUAGGGAUUGCCACCUGCGUUAUAGUGGCUUUGUAUCUUUUCGUUCGGAGUUCUAGCAAGAGCUAUGACUUAUGGGAGAAGAAAGGUGUGCCUUAUAUAAAGCCGAAACCUUUCUUCGGAUCUGUACUGGACAAAUUCGGAAAGCCUUUUCAUGAAAAUGAAGUCGAAAGGUACAAGAAAUAUGGUCGUCUAUAUGGAGACUUCGAGGGCUCUUCAGCGCUCCUGUCAGUUGCUGAUCCCGAUCAUCUUAGAAACAUUUUGGUCAAAGAUUUCCAAUUCUUCACCAAUCGCAGGGGGUUGAAAACAGGCGAUACUAUCACCGAAAGAAUGCUUCAGCUGUUAGAAGGCGAAGACUGGAAGAGAGUUCGAACUAUUAUUACUCCCACUUUCACCACUGGCAAAAUCAAGAGAAUGAUGAGCAUUUUCACAAGUUGUUCCAAAGUUGUGGUGGAGAAUUAUAGGAAAUAUACAGAGAAAGGCGAACCGGUUGAUACAAAGAAGGUAUUCGGGGCAUUCACUAUGGAUAUCAUUGCCAGUGCUGCUUUUUCUACCAAGCUCGAUUCGCAUAAUGACCCAAACAACGAAUUCGUUAAAGUUGCCCGUGGAGUGUUUCACACGAACGUUAAUAUGAGAUUCGUAUUUUAUCUUUUGCUUCCUCGUCUUAUGAAGUUUUUCAAAGUGCCCAUCUUCCCACCAAAGGGUGUCAAGUUCUUCAGUGACGUCACAAUGCGAAUAAUAAAAGAGCGCAGAAGGACAGGACAGACCAGAAAUGACUUCUUGCAACUUCUAAUGGAUGCAGCUGAUGAAACAAAAACAGAGGAUAAAACCGUAGAGAUAGCUGAUGAAACAUUGCAGAAUUACGAGACGGAUACGAACGAUCAAAUAUUCAAGAACUAUAAGCCGAAGAAAGCUUUGACAAACGACGAAUUGGUGGCCCAGUGUGUGAUUUUCUUUUUGGCCGGUUUCGAGACAACAGCCUCGACUCUAGCUUUUGCGUCCUACCACCUGGCUUUGAAUCCGGAUGUGCAGGACAAACUGAUAGAAGAAUUAGACGAAACUGUUCGACAAGGAAAUGGUGAACUUACCUACGAAUCCAUCCAGAGUAUGAAGUAUUUGGAUAAUGUCAUAUCAGAAACAUUGAGAAUGAAUUCACCAGCUGUUAGGUUGGAGAGAAUAGCAGGCGAAGACUACAAGCUCGGUGAUACCGGUAUUGUGAUACCAAAGAAUACCGUCAUUACAGUUCCAAUUUACGCCAUGCACAGAGAUCCCGAAUUUUUUCCCGAGCCCGAAAAGUUUGACCCCGACAGAUUUUCUUCGGAAGAACGUGCCAAACGCAAUCCAUACACAUUCAUGCCUUUUGGUGCUGGUCCAAGGAACUGCGUUGGCAUGAGAUUUGCCUUGGUGGAAGCGAAGGUGUGCCUGGCUUACGUCCUCAGCCAUUUCAAAAUUAAGAGAUGUGCACAGACGAAGGUUCCUUUGGAAUUCCUCAUGGGCAAUGGCCUACUUCAAGCGAAAGAAGUCACACUUCAAAUGGUACCGAGAGAAAAUGUUUUGUUGAAGGAUUAAGAGGGAAAAACUAUUCCGUAUGAAGUUGUGACUAAAGAAUGACCAGCUUCAUAAACAGCUUCAGUUGUGAACAUUUUACAAAUUUUCUGUAAUUUUGUAUAUAGUGUCAAAUUGUUUAAUUAUACUGAUAAUAUUCCAUAUUUACAUGUUAAUAAUAUGAAAUAUUUGUUCGUUAUAAAAGAUUUAAUUGUUAUUAUUUUUUGUAAAUAAGUUUUGUACUUUUAUCUUUUGAAAUAAAAUUUUUUCUUUUGUUCUUAA
This is a messenger RNA of Argiope bruennichi, 1956 nucleotides long. Its product is annotated as cytochrome P450 3A29-like. The transcript is spliced from 14 exons. NCBI's taxonomy places the organism in Eukaryota, Metazoa, Arthropoda, Arachnida, Araneae, Araneidae. Bases 100 to 1698 code for a protein of 532 amino acids. Gene Ontology annotation, molecular function: oxidoreductase activity, acting on paired donors, with incorporation or reduction of molecular oxygen; iron ion binding; heme binding. The record is from RefSeq and is a predicted model, not a curated record.